GGAGCGUCGGGUAAAGCUGUGCGGUGAAUGAGACGGGAGACUGACAGAGGGCAGAGGGGUGGAUGAUGAUGACGAUGAUGAUGAAGAUGAAGGAGGAGAAUGAUCAAGCCAACGAAGCAUCGCCGUCGUAGUUUCUCGUCACCCGCAUGCCUGUUUUGGAGAAAUACCGAGGAAAAAAAUAACACGUAAAUACUCCUCUGUACAGAUGCUGGAGCUCUCGCCAACGUAAGCCAUCGGGUGAAGCUGAGCUGCUUUCUAAUCUCAGAGGAGAACGAAACGUGAUGGUAAAACCCGGAGAGGGAACCAAAUUUCUUUUGUAUCAUCUCAAGGAGCAACGGAGAGAAUGGAGCGCCGUCUGAAAGGAAGAUGUUUGUCGCCUCCGAGCUGCAGUAAAUGCCUCACAUGCAGUGAAACUCAGUAAUAUUUCUCAGCGGGAGGCUUUUUUUUUUUUAAUUUAAUGGCACGUCGGACUUUGAAAAAUAAGCGACUAAAGCUGGGAUUUAUGAACAAUUUGUUAAACUAGGAAUGUGAAUAUUUCUCCUCUUUUUUUUCUUAUUCAUCCCACUUCUUGUGAGAUUUGACACCAGCUUCUUGUAUUUAUAAGCGAGCUAAAAUCUUAUUGGUCAAGGCUUGGUAAUGUUUCGAACACUUUUACCAGCAUUUACUGUCGAGCCUUUCAAUUCCCCCCCCCAACUUUUAACUUAAAAUAGCCUAAUUCUGCUCUAAACCAGGCUCCGUUUGCUGUCAGCCAGCCCCAUAAUCCUUUAAAGUCGAGCAGCUUGCUUAUUUGGCUAACGGUAGCAGCAACUAGCGUCUGUGCUGCUGUUGUGUUGUCGGUCAUCAUGCAUGCACCGACACGUUUCGCUCCGACGAGACCAGCCGAAAGGAUGUGCCCAAGGGCAUAACAGCACAGCCAGCCAUGUCUGACUGAGAGCAGCCGAACGGCUCCGCAGAGCGGUCCAGAACCCCACAGCGAACAGAGCAGAGCGGCUUUAUUCAGAGGGGGAAGACAGCGGAUCAACACCAGCAGCAACUAGCCCGUUCCCCCCCUCAGCAGGAGUCCAUCGACUGGAUCAUUUUCGACCCAACUUGGCACUCAAACCAAGCAGAAAUGGGUGAGCAGCCCAUCUUCAGUACGCGGGCCCACGUCUUCCAGAUCGACCCGAGCACCAAGAAGAACUGGGUUCCUACCAGUAAGCACGCCGUCACGGUCUCCUACUUCUUCGACAGUACCAGGAAUGUGUAUCGGAUCAUCAGUCUGGACGGCUCCAAGGCUAUCAUCAACAGCACCAUCACCCCCAACAUGACCUUCACCAAGACGUCGCAGAAGUUCGGCCAGUGGGCCGACAGCCGGGCCAACACCGUCUACGGCCUCGGCUUCUCGUCCGAGAGUCACUUGAGCAAGUUUGCAGAAAAGUUUGCCGAGUUCAAGGAAGCGGCCCGGUUAGCGAAGGAGAAGUCCCAGGAGAAGACGGAGCUCAGCAGUACGCCCUCGCAGGGUGGCGCUGUAAAGCGGAAUGUGUUAUCUGUCAACAAGCCUGGUAAAAAGAAGGAAUCUGCGCCAGGUGACCUCCAGUCACCUCUGACCCCAGAGAGCAUCAACGGUACAGAUGAGGACAGAGUCACACCGAACACGCCGAAGCACAGCGAAGCCAGAGCAGAACCUCCCCAAAACGCUUUACCGUUCUCUCACAGUUCCUCCAGCAUCAACAAGCACUGGGAGGCCGAGCUGGCGGCGCUGAAGGGGAACAACGCCAAGCUGACGGCGGCGCUGCUCGAGUCCACGGCCAACGUCAAGCAGUGGAAGCAGCAGCUGGGGGCCUAUCAGGAGGAGGCGGAGCGGCUGCACAAACGGGUGACGGAGCUGGAGUGCGUGAGCGGCCAAACGAUGGUCAUCAAGUCUCAGAAAACGGAGCUGAACAGAACAAUAGAGGAGCUGGAGGCGGCGCUGAGGGCCAAGGAGGAGGAGCUGGAGAGACUUAAGGAGGAGGUGGAGAGUGCCAACGAGUUUAAGUUUCAAAAAGACACCCUGACACAGAAACUAAAGGAGACGGAGUCGAGGAACCAGACGCUGGAGGCGCAGCUGAGCGACCUGGAGCAGCGCCUGGAGAGCAGCCAGCUGGAGCGGGAGGCCUACAUGAAGAGCCUGCGCUCCCUGCUGGAGCUGCUGGACAGCAAGAUCUUCGAGCUGACGGAGCUGCGGGACACGCUGGCCAAGCUGGUGGAGGGCAGCUAGAGCUCCUCCUCCGCCCGACGUCGUCACCAACACAACUUGAAAUCUCUUCUCUCUCUCUUUCGUUUUUUUGUACAUGUUAAAGAGUUUACACGACUUGAUGCAUUAGCGGUACACAGACUUUG
Molecule: messenger RNA, 2358 nt
Organism: Poecilia latipinna (sailfin molly)
Lineage: Eukaryota; Metazoa; Chordata; Actinopteri; Cyprinodontiformes; Poeciliidae
Gene: homer1
Product: homer scaffold protein 1
Exons: 10
Coding region: 1112-2236 (374 amino acids)
Biological process (GO): G protein-coupled glutamate receptor signaling pathway
Molecular function (GO): G protein-coupled glutamate receptor binding
Source: RefSeq, a predicted model, not a curated record